Messenger RNA from Cladophialophora immunda, 2099 nucleotides. Its product is annotated as 60S ribosomal protein L10a. Lineage: Eukaryota; Fungi; Ascomycota; Eurotiomycetes; Chaetothyriales; Herpotrichiellaceae. Gene Ontology annotation, molecular function: RNA binding; structural constituent of ribosome. The transcript has 4 exons. Gene Ontology annotation, biological process: translation. Gene Ontology annotation, cellular component: large ribosomal subunit. Bases 1074 to 1727 code for a protein of 217 amino acids. The record is from RefSeq and is a predicted model, not a curated record.
CUCCAUCCUCAGUGUCGUUGAAAGAUACUUUCUUCCUUCCUUCUCAACCUCCUUGUUCGGCUCGAUGACCCGAAAUCCGCGUUUUUGAUAUAGAUCCAGAGCAUUUUCAUUGCCGUGUACCACACUUGUGAGGAGGCAUGGGGAUUCCUCAUGUUCCAUCGCAGAGUUGUCCCUGACAUGCUCGAUGGUCGCCUGAACAAGGCGCUUUCCCAACCCUUGCCCACGCACCUCAGGCUCGACAUAGAGUGCUGCCAUAUACCACUCGGUUGGUGACGGUCGACCUGCAUCAUCGACAUUCUUGGGAUUUGGUGCGACAAUGACCACAAAUCCAAUCCAUUGAUGCUCCAACAGGUUCCAUUUCUGCGACAGUGCGUCAUGGCGAACGAGUAUAAGCUCUUCGCAUCCUCUUUCAGACUUCUAAGUCUGAGGGCCUUUAGCCGCGAUGAAUACUCCAGAAGAGUGUCAUGGUCUGGGGCGGGAUUGGGUAGAGUGUGGACAGAAAAGGAAGCCAUGAGGACAGACGGAGAGAUGCUGACAAAGCUUUGUGUGAGGCAGAUGAGAUAUCAUGACCUAGUUCCGAUUGCAGAAAGAUUUGUCUCGGGAUACACAGAUAUCUGGGGAAAGCCCUGAUAUUUUCAGCUGAUGCUGGAAUGACUCACUGUGACAAUGGAGUCAUCUGGACUUUUCGCAAACAGUAUCAUUCUAGCAGUCGGUCUCGUCUAGUGACGAAAAACGCAACGGCCACCACAGUUUCUGCAGCACGACAGAUCCCGAAGCACGAUAAGCAACAUUGUUGGUCCUACCGAAUAUUGAAGCAAUGGGAAAAAGAGCAUACAUAGCAAGGCUUGAGCCGCUCAUUCGUACCACAGCCAAUCAACUGAUAGUAUCUCGUGAGAAUUGAUCGACUACUCCUGAUAUGGUCUAGGCCGUGCGAGUCUUGGCAUCGCUCACAAUCGAUUUUCUACCCUUGACUCGCAAUUCUCCGGCUACUUGGUCCUCAUUCCUCAACCCGUUUCUUGCGCAGUGCCUCACCAUAAGAAUUUGACCAAUUCUUCUGGAAGACUGUCUUCAUCAUGUCGAAAAUUACAGUCGCCGGAGUGCGCGUGAACGUCCAACAGCUUCUCGACUACUCGCUCAACGAGAAGAAGCGAAACUUCCUCGAGACCGUCGAACUCCAGAUCGGCCUCAAGAACUAUGACCCCCAGCGUGACAAGCGUUUCUCGGGGACCAUCAAGCUGCCCACGGUCCCCAGACCGAACAUGUCAAUCUGCGUCCUGGGUGACCAACACGACAUCGACCGAGCGAAACAUUUGGGCGUGGACGCCAUGUCGUCCGACGACUUGAAGAAGCUGAACAAGAACAAGAAGCUGAUCAAGAAGCUGGCCCGCAAAUACGACGCCUUCCUGGCCUCGGACUCGCUGAUCAAGCAGAUCCCCCGUCUCCUGGGGCCCGGUCUCUCCAAGGCCGGCAAAUUCCCCACGCCCAUCUCCCACAACGAAGACCUGUCGGCCAAGAUUGUCGAGGUCAAGUCGACCAUCAAGUUCCAGCUGAAGAAGGUUCUGUGCAUGGGCGUCGCGGUCGGCAACGUCGGCAUGACCGAGGAUGAGCUGAUCAGCAACAUCAUGUUGGCCAUCAACUACCUGGUCAGCUUGUUGAAGAAGGGAUGGCAGAACGUGGGCAGCUUGACCAUCAAGGCCAGCAUGAGCCCGCCCAAGAGACUGUACUAGACGACUCGUCUCAUUCGGUUUGCUCGGCGGGUUAUUGGUCGGCAUUCGUCCUCUUUGAACCACCGCAUGAGGUGCGGCGCCAAUCGUCAGUCGAGAUAUUGCUGUACGAUCCUCAUACGUAGUGGCGAAGGAGGAAGAGAAAACUGCCUAGAGCUUGCAGUCAUCUCAUACAAGGCCAUAUGAAUUGCCAACGAAAGUAGCAAAUGCAAAGAUUCAGGGUAGAACAAAAUCCCCCGAAGAACCUCUUCCUUAGCAAACCGCAAAGCAGAGUCAGAUGAUGAGAAAUAAUCGUGAUUCAGGAGAGAGACCCAGAGGUGUAGCUUUGUCUUUUUUAAAGACACCGUUCUAUCUAGAGACGCCACUCACUUCAUG